Populus trichocarpa (black cottonwood) is the source of this 950-nucleotide messenger RNA. Its product is annotated as transcription repressor OFP17. The transcript has a single exon. Gene Ontology annotation, biological process: negative regulation of DNA-templated transcription. The record is from RefSeq and is a predicted model, not a curated record. NCBI's taxonomy places the organism in Eukaryota, Viridiplantae, Streptophyta, Magnoliopsida, Malpighiales, Salicaceae. The coding region runs from base 171 to 728 and encodes 185 amino acids.
AGAAGCACAAAGGGCAUAACAAACCUCUUACUGUAUCCAUUUUCUGCAAACUCUCUCUCUGCAAUGAUAUGCCUUUCCUACCUCUUUCCUUAAACUAAUUAGAAGCAAUAAAAGCCAGCAUCCUGCUCCAUUUCUUCAACAACAAUCUAACUGCAAUCAUUAAAGAUUAAAUGAAAGCAUUAGCUGUCUUCAGAUCCAAGCUUUUCAGUCCAUGCAAGAAACUACUGUUACUCUUCAGAUUCAAGCUCAAAAGACCUGUCUUUAUAAGAGGUCUUCAACUUCGUCGUCGCAGCAAGAAACCCAGAAAAGCUCCUCAAAAGAAUCGAGUUUUUAAUUCUUUGCUCUCCGUUUUUCAUCCUCUUAGGAAGUCGAGAAAGAUGGACAGAGUUUCCGAACUUAGGAGCGUCUCAGAACCGGAGUGUGAAAGAAUGCUUUUUCCAUCACCUCUUACACCAGCUUAUAUCAAGGCCAGUUUGGAAAAGAAAAGGCAAACCUUCGGUGAUGAAGAUGUAGAAGAUGCGUGCAGAAGUUUCGAGAACUAUUUGGUAGAGAUGAUGGUUGAAGAGGGGCAAGUGAGGGAUUUAAUGGACGUGGAAGAGCUAUUGUAUUGCUGGAAAAACCUGAAGUGUCCCGUCUUCAUUGAUUUGGUCGGUAGAUUCUAUGGAGAGCUAUGCAAGGACUUGUUCUCUCCCGAUGACGACAACACUGACAUAAAUAGUCCCAAGUGAUUCUGCAACUAGUGUCACGGUCCCUGUCUUCCCCUUAAUCCUUCUCUUCUAAUCUCUCUGUUGAAUCUUUGUAAUGUUAGUAGUAGUUAUGAAAGGAAUAAAGCCCAUUGUUGAAUAAUUUCUUUUCUUCGCAUUGAUGAUGCACAACAUCGAAAACAUAAAAGAGACAAAAUAGAGCUUGAUGCACCUCUAUGUCAGUAAAAGCUAAUAGAUCCUCUUGAA